AUGCUGGGGCGCAAGCAGGACCUGAUAAUCGGCUACGCGAUGUCACCGACGAUUGCGGCGGAUGCGACUAUCAUCCAGAUUGAUCCGUCGGAGGCGGAGAUCGGGCGCAAUCGGGGUGUUGCGGUGGGUAUCGCGGGCGAUGUGGAGGCUACGCUGCGGCAACUGACGGCGGAGGCUUCCAAGCAUACAUGGAACGAACUGGAUUGGAUUAGCGAGCUGCGUUCUGAGGGCAGGGCGUGGCGCGAGCACCUGGAAUCGCUUGCGGUGCCGGAUGCGCCGAUGCAUGCGAUGUAUGUACACAAAGCGGUGAUGCAGAUACUCCAGCCGGAUGACUACCUGGUGUUCGACGGUGGGGACUAUUGCCACUUCGGGCGGGCGUAUCUACCGGCGCGGAUGCCUAAGAGCUGGCUGUAUGUGUCGCCGUCCGGGAUGCUGGGGCAUACCUUCCCGACUGCGCUUGCGGCGAAGCUGGCGCAUCCUGAGCGGCGGGUGAUCGCGUUCAGCGGCGACGGGGCGUUCGGGUUCAACGGCAUCGAGUUCGAUACGGCGGUGCGCCAUAAUCUGCCGAUUGUGUGCGUAAUGGGUAACGAUUCGGCGUGGGGCAUCGACAGGCAGAUUCAGAUUGGGGUGUAUGGCAAGCCGGUUGCGACAGACUUGCUGCCUACGCGCUACGAUCAGGUGGUGCGCGGGCUUGGCGGGCACGGCGAGAUUGUGGAGAAUCCGGAGGAACUGCAGCCUGCGUUGGAGCGCUGCCUGAAGCUGGAGCGGCCUGCGCUCAUCAAUGUGCAUGUGCAGCGGCAGGUGAGUCCGCGCGGUCAGUCUGCGAUCAAUCGGUGGAAGAGCCAUACGCUGGAGGCGUUUUAG
Molecule: messenger RNA, 864 nt
Organism: Geodia barretti
Lineage: Eukaryota; Metazoa; Porifera; Demospongiae; Tetractinellida; Geodiidae
Source: the annotation of a GenBank genome assembly